This is a messenger RNA of Pochonia chlamydosporia 170, 2475 nucleotides long. RefSeq names its product ankyrin and het domain-containing protein. The transcript has a single exon. The coding region runs from base 1 to 2475 and encodes 824 amino acids. The record is from RefSeq and is a predicted model, not a curated record. NCBI's taxonomy places the organism in Eukaryota, Fungi, Ascomycota, Sordariomycetes, Hypocreales, Clavicipitaceae.
AUGGAGUCCUAUAAAUAUGAACCAUUACGACCGGGAGAGAUCCGUUUAUUGCAACUUGAUGCUAUUCAGAAUCCUCAAAAGCCUCUCUCCGGAAGCAUUAUUCAUCACCGGUUAACAAACCCAAAGUAUCGACAAACUGAAUCUGGUCAAGGUUACUUGGAACACUCUCUCCCUUAUGAUGCAGUCUCGUAUCAUUGGGGUAGCGACACCAGGACUCCAUUCAAGGUCAUUGUCCGUAGUGGCGAAGGACAGGAAUUCUUCAUCACGAUUACCUCAACCUUGCACACCAUUCUCCGGCGACUGGCAUUGCCCGACAAACCUAGGACAAUAUGGGCAGACGCAAUUUGCAUCAAUCAAAUUUCUUCCAACGCAAACACGGAAAAGGGGGAACAGAUUCAACUUAUGCCAGAUGUCUAUCGCAUUGCAUCAUGUGUCCAGGUCUAUCUAGGCGAUGAAGCUGAUAAUGCCCCCGCGGCUUUGGAGCUGUUAUCGUCAAUAGCCGACUACUCUGAACAUCUGGAUGACUCGACUCAUUCUCAAGGAGAGAUUGGCCUAGAACUCGCCUUACAGAGCGGCUUUGUUCUCCCGCCAGCCAACGACAAGCGAUGGGCUGCCCUACGCGCUUUCUUUCGUCGACCGUGGUUUCGAAGGGUUUGGAUCAUACAAGAAUUCGUGUACGCAACAGACGUCUGUGUCAUUUGCGGUGACAUUGAAAUAGAUUGGCAUAGGCUAUGGCUGGCGUCCAAAGCAUACAUCUCCAAUAGGCAGCUCAUCUAUCACGGCUAUUCCAAAGAUCUGUUCGGUAACCGGACAUUAAAUGAGUAUAGGGAGGCUCACGAGGGUGCCAGGUCGCUGCAUCUCGUCACUGACUUACGCAUGCGCGCAUGGGGCUACAUGUCUGGGCCAUAUAUGGUAUUCAAUAUUGAUACAGGCGAGCCGUCGGACCCAUCUAAGCUGUCAAUCAGGAAAGAUUUGAACGCCGUGAAAGGCUUUGAAAUGUUUACACGAAAUAGAUGGUUAUCCGAUCGGGCUAAUGGACAUCCGUUUCCUUUUGAAAAACAAAGCCUGCUUGAUCUCUUGCACCGAACAGGCAACUUUCGGGCCACUAAACCUAUCGACCGAAUAUAUGGACUUCUCGGUCUCGCGGAGGAUGCGGCGGGGUAUAAGCCUAUAUAUUCUAUAGAACAAACUCCGGCCGUUGUUUCGACACAAUUUGCUGCUGCAUUCAUCAACAAUGGUCACCUUGCGAUCAUUCUGUCCACGGCGGGCAUCGCGUCAAAUACGUUUUCCGCACAAGAUCGGCCAUCUUGGGUACCAGAUUGGACGUCAAUUAAAUAUUCACAAGACCAAAGUCCCGGGCUUACUCGUUUUGCACUCAUCAAUGACAAGGCUGCGAAACGCUACAAUGCCGAAAAGCAGAAGGAAGAAGAGGCAGCGCACGCUUCAGGCAGCACACAAAGUGUUCCAUCACCAUUCAGUGGGAGCCAAAGCCUGGUGUCAAAUGGCUGUGAGAUUGAGACAAGAGUGGAAGAAAGCAAGCAAGGGGAAAACACAACGGUGAAGAAUGAACCGCCUCCAAACCUGUACAACGCUGCAGGAAACACCACAGUGAUAUUUGGAGGCGACGCAAGCCAGGGACUGUUGUGUGUUCGAGCUGUGCCAGUUAGCCGCGUCAAGGUCGUGUUACCAGGCAAAUUACUCCUCCCAGUGUCCUUGUACGAAUCCAUGUUCACAAAACUUGGAAGCGUGUAUGUUACUGGUGAGCCCAUGUUAGAAGCUUUUUGGCGCACCUUGGUCGCAAAUCGAACCAUGCUUGGCGAACCAGCACCACCCGAGUUUGCUGUGCAAUAUGAGAAUAUGAAAAGGCACGACAACUUUCUAUUUUACAAAGCUGGCAUACUGUCUAUCAUGGGAUGCUUUGUGACGUUGCCAGUUGCUGUUACGGCAAUCCGAUGCCUACCAAUCCUUGGCCAGAUUGGCAUUUUGACGGUGCUAGUGGGAAUGCAGUAUAUAGCGGUCAAGCCGACUCUGGUUUUCGUUUCACUUCUUCCCAUUUUUCGACGGAUGUACAUUUUCCUGCUGGCGCCGACUCUCUUGAUAUUGGGUUACUAUCUGUGUGCCCAUAUUUACCCCGUGGCAACACUUGAUGUGCUCGCAUACAUUGGCGUUACUACUGCUGGAUCGACAACAGGCUUACCUUCAGACUGUGCAGCAUAUGCAACUUCCAUCGGGCUCGUAGCUAACAAGCAUGCGUUGUGUUUCACAGAGCAUCGUUUGAUGGGCUUGGUCCCCUUGCUCACGCAAAGCGACGAUAUUGUGGUUAUCGUCCACGGAUGCGAUGUGCCGUUUGUGAUCCGCCCUACUGAGAGGGAAGGGUAUUAUCGCCUGGUGGGUGAGGCUUAUGUGCACGGCGUAAUGAACGGAGAAAUGAUGUUUGACAUUGCCAACAAUUCUGUUGAUAUCACACUGAUUUAG